Molecule: messenger RNA, 1512 nt
Organism: Ziziphus jujuba (common jujube)
Lineage: Eukaryota; Viridiplantae; Streptophyta; Magnoliopsida; Rosales; Rhamnaceae
Product: protein NRT1/ PTR FAMILY 1.2
Exons: 5
Biological process (GO): transmembrane transport
Cellular component (GO): plasma membrane
Molecular function (GO): transmembrane transporter activity
Source: RefSeq, a predicted model, not a curated record
AUGCACCUUGAGAUCAUGAUCUCAUCUCAAUCGGUUCGGAAAAAGCCACUGAUUCGUAUUAUAUAUGGUAAUUAUAAUACUAAUUUGACCCAAGAGUAUGGUCUGUCGGCUGCCGGAGCUGGCAACUUAAUCUUCCUUUGGUCGGCAGCUACCAAUUUCACUCCCAUUUUCGCUGCUUUCGUUGCCGAUUCUUAUGUGGGUCGCUAUGCCAUGAUUGGAUCUGGCUCCAUUAUCAGUCUUCUGGGAAUGAUUAUAUUAUGGUUGACAACCAUCAUUCCACAAGCAAAGCCUCGUUGCAGCAGCCAAUUUAACUGCAGGGGAUCCACAUCCCAACUUUUAUACCUUUACUUAAGUUUUGUGUUAAUGUCUAUUGGAGCUGGAGGUAUAAGAUCAUGCUUCGUUGCUUGUGGUGCGGAUCAAUUGGACAAUAGAUCAGAUGGCGACCCAGACUCCGUUGAAAAUGUUAACCAGUCCACAUCCAUCACCUUACAAAACUUCUUCACCUGGUACUACAUUGCAUCCACUGUCUCAUUUUACUUGGCUUCCCCUGUCUACAUCAAGUUCAAGGCUAACAAAAGUUUGCUCACUGGUUUUGCUCGAGUUCUCGUUGCCUCCUUCAGAAAUAGAGAUAUUCAAUUUUCAUCACCUAGGUCAAUGAAUAUUGAAACAAUUCAGUAUCAUAGUGAUGGAUCAUCAUCAUCAAUGUCAAGGCCAAGUGAAAACUUGAGCUUUCUAAAUAAAGCCUGCAUCGUACGAAAGCCUCAAGAAAACCUCAAACAAGAUGGAAUAGCUAAUUCUGAUCCAUGGAGUCUUUGCACAGUGAGUCAAGUGGAGGAGCGCAAGGCACUAAUCAGAAUAAUCCCAAUCUGGUCAACAGGGAUACUGAUGACGGUGAUGAUAAGUCAGGAGAGUUUUCUUGUACUAGAAGCAAUGACCAUGGAUAGGCAUAUUACUUCAAGCUUUGAAAUUCCUCCAGGAUCUAUAUCCAGCAUGUUUUCUAUGAUUGCUAUGAUAAUAUGGCUUGUGUUUUAUGAUCGUGUAAUUCUCUCAAUCGUGGAAAGUGUUAGGAGGAAAAUGGCAAUUCGACAAGGAUUUUCAAAUGAUCCAGAAGCCGUGGUGAACAUGUCGGCGAUGUGGGUAUUGCCACAGAACAUCCUUACCGGCUUCGGAAAGUCUACCAAUGCAGUCGCACAGAUGGAGUUCUAUUACUCAGAGUUGCCUAAAACCAUGUCUAGUAUAUCAUCUGCUCUGCUAGUACUUGGGAUGUCUGUUGGGAAUUUGGUUGCAAGUUUUAUUAUGAGUAUGGUGGAUGAUAUUACUAAAAAUGGAAAUGGAGAUAGUCGGGUUUCCAGCAAUAUCAAGAGGGGCCACUAUGAUUAAUAUUUUUGGCUUCUUGCUGGUUUGAGCUUUCUUAAUUUCUUGUAUUUUUUUGCUUGUUCUAAGGCUUAUGGUCCUUGUAAAGAAGAAGUGAAUAUGGAUUUAGGUGGAGAUGGGGUAAGUGAUGACAAUUAA